Messenger RNA from Pecten maximus, 2590 nucleotides. Its product is annotated as methionyl-tRNA formyltransferase, mitochondrial-like. Gene Ontology annotation, biological process: biosynthetic process; conversion of methionyl-tRNA to N-formyl-methionyl-tRNA. Gene Ontology annotation, cellular component: mitochondrion. The transcript is spliced from 9 exons. Bases 609 to 1577 code for a protein of 322 amino acids. Gene Ontology annotation, molecular function: methionyl-tRNA formyltransferase activity. The record is from RefSeq and is a predicted model, not a curated record. NCBI's taxonomy places the organism in Eukaryota, Metazoa, Mollusca, Bivalvia, Pectinida, Pectinidae.
UAGUCAGAUUAGGCAUCAAUCAAUUGAUGUGAUGUCUGUCUUCCUGAAGAACAUGAUGAUCGUCAGAUCACUCUGCCAGAUGUCCAAGAGGUCAAGGAUUCCAUCAAGUCAACCGUGGCUUCCUGUGUAAAAAGAGACACCUGCACAUCUCAAUCAAACCAUCUUUGUGAAAAGAAUUCUUUAUUGAAAGUGCAACAUUGCCAUUACAGUCAAACAUAUAGGUCAUCAUCAUGUUAUUUACAAAGUGCUCCUGUUUUACAAAGACGAUAUUUAAGGCAUAAUUUUACAUGGAAAGAAAGACAAUCACAAAUAUCAUAUAAUCAUUUCUGUGGAAGAGGACCACAUCCCAAACCAAUGUCUGCUGUUUGUGCUAAUAGAUAUUUACCAAGAUUGACAUGUAAAUCAUCAUAUUUUUCCUCUUCUUUCCACUCAAAGACAAUCUUUUCAAAGGAAGUGUCCAUGGUCGGACACUUCAAACUUCAUCUUUUUCCACUUCUGUAUGUCGUGCAUGCUCAAAGGAAUUUAACAGAACCUGUCCACCUUGGAGAGUGUUAUUUUUUGGGUCUGAUAGGUUUUCCUUAACAGCCCUAAAGGCUUUACAUGAAAACAUGGUAAAAACGGAGCCAGAGUUCAAGGUCGUUGACAGUUUAGAAGUUGUAUGUCCUGUAGCAGUGACACCUGUAAAGAAUUAUAGCAAAGAGGUGGGGUUAAAUAUUCAUGAGUGGCCCGUCAAAAUUGACAAAGGAACAUUUGAUGUUGGAGUACUGUCUUCUUUUGGAAAGAUGAUUCCAGCUCGAAUAAUCAACGCCUUCCCAUAUGGGAUUAUCAACAUCCAUCCAAGCUUACUUCCUCGAUGGCGUGGAGCCGCUCCGAUCCCUCACACAAUUCUCAGUGGAGAUACAAAUGCAGGCGUUACCAUAAUGGAAUUACGUGCAAAACAUUUUGACACUGGUCCUAUACUGCUACAGAAGUCAAUUCCUGUACCAGAGGGCAGCACCAGCUUUCAGCUUUACGACCUACUGGCUGUCCAGGGUGUAAAGUUGAUGCUGGCAGCUCUGUGUGAUUUACCAACACUAGGCAGGCUAGAAAUGGAGCAGCCGUCCAGUGGUAUAACUUAUGCUCCGAAGAUUACAGCCGGGAUGGAGUUUGUAGACUGGGAGAACUCGACUGUCUGUGAUAUAGAUCGUCAGUACAGAGCUAUCCAUGAAAUUAUGCCACUGAGGAGUAAAUAUAGAGGCCAGAAUGUGAAGUUGUACGACAUGAGUCCUAUCAAAGCCAUUCCAGAUGAAGUCAUAGAACCGUUGGUCCAGAGGCUGUACAAUGUUUCCAGUUCCUCCAUGAUACGUCCCGGGCGGACAUACUUCCUUAAACACCAGCAUUGUCUGCUAAUCAAAUGCAAGGACGGAUGGGUGGGGUUCCACAGGAUUGGUAUGAAGAAAGUACUAUCAGCUCAGUCCUUCUACAGUGGAUUUCUGUCUCAACCUGGAAGUGUACACAACUGCUUCGAAAGUCAGCCCAACACUUUGAAAACUUCUACAACUCAGGACAUCCAGAAUGCUGUCCGUGUUAAACAGUGAAAAAUACAACUCAUGAUACUCAAACGCUGUCCGCAAUCAACAAAGUAAUGAUCUUGUGUCAUUUAUAGAUACCUGUCAAAAUAUAAAAACUGGAAUACUGCGAAACUUAAUUGUUGAAACUUACAACAAGUAUUAGAUUUAAGAACGACAUUCAAUGACUACACCCUGGCAUAUUUAUCAGACAGAUAAUCAUGAUCAGUGACGUGUUAAUUGUAUGUACACCGAGGUGUUAAUGUUUAAGAAGUAAUCAAAUCAACAGGUGCUUUUUUCAUCUACACUCUGAUUUAUGUUUCUCAAACUUCACAUGUAGGUUCUACUUUUUCUUGUAAUCAGAUUAUUGUGAAAAAAGAAAGAGAGAAGUAGAGAAAUCAGUCUGACAGGACCAAUGCAGAUGUGGUGGUGACUUUGUAAUUGAAGAAUAUUGGCUCAUAUUUCCUUGGGAGUAAAACUAUCCUAUUUAUCUAAAGAUCAUUUAUAGCUUUUACUACAUGGAAAAAUACCUAGUUUCAUUUUGAUGACUAAACUUUAUUCAAAAAGGAACGCUAGCUUCUUUAAACAAUUUGAAGACCAAAUAAGCUGCUAUAUUUAUAUGUGUAAUAUAUACUCUUAAAUUUUGAUCUAUUCCACAUAAAUUAAGUGUUGAACAUGUAUGUAUAGAUGAUCGAUCAAUUUUUUAAUGAGAAAACCCUGAUUUGUAAAUUUAGGCUGUCAUCCAUAUACAUGCACAUGUAUUAAUUUUUAAAGCAACAAAAUGUUAGGCUGUGAUAGAUUUCACUUGUAAAUCUGUUUUCAUUAAAAUAUAUAUAUGAUGUCAGCUAGUCUGCUGGUAAAAUUUCACAACGUACAUUUAAUAUUCAUCUUGUGAAAUAUCUGUGGUUAAACCCCUCAUAAUAAAUAUGUCCAACACAGAAAAACCAUAAAUAAAUUUUAUUGAAAUUUUAACAAUUCAUAUUCCAUCAAUAAAUCAAUUUAUUGAAUUUUUGCCAGUGAAAUAUAGAAAUUUAUCAAACUAA